AUGGCCGCCUUGCCGCAGCUGCUUCCGAUCCUCUUCCCCGCGGCGGUUUCCGUCCUCAUCCUGCUGCUCGCCUCGGCGCCGCCCGCGCGGGCCUCGUCGGCGACGUACCGCUGCGGCUGGUGCCCGCGCAGAUCCACCGUGUCCAUCCUCCCUCCCGGCGCCGGCGCACUUACCGGCGCCGCCUGCGGGUAUGGUGGCCAGGCGGCGGAGAUGGCCGUCGACGGGGGGUUCCACAUUGCGGCCGUCAGCGCCGGUUUCUUCCGCGGCGGCCAGGCCUGCGGCGCCUGCUACCAGCUGAGGUGCAGGGGCCGGAGCGCGUGCGCCAAGGAUGGCGUCAAGGUCGUCGUCGUAGGCGAAGUGGCGGACACGAACAAGACUGCAGCUGGCCGCUUCCUGCUCACCAAGGACGCCUUCGCCGCCAUGACCACGCCAGACCGUGGAGCCGAGCUCGCGGACGCAGCCGUCGACGUGGACUUCAGGAGGAUUCCCUGCGCGUACAAGAGCAAGAACCUGGCGGUUAAAGUGUUGGAGAUGAGCAGCAGGGACCGGGGCUACCUCGCCCUCCGCUUCCUCUACCAGGGCGGCCAGACCGACAUCGCCGCCGUCGAGGUCGCCCGGGCGGUCAACGACACCGACACUAGCAACGAGGCCGCGCCGUUGCCGACAUUGUGGCAGUCUUGGAAUCACAUGACAGCACUACUGUUUUGGCUGCUCGUCCUCUUCCUCUUUGGCAUAGAAAGGGGAGUAUUAUUGUAG
This is a messenger RNA of Triticum turgidum subsp. durum (durum wheat), 756 nucleotides long. Lineage: Eukaryota; Viridiplantae; Streptophyta; Magnoliopsida; Poales; Poaceae. The record is from the annotation of a GenBank genome assembly.